Arthroderma uncinatum is the source of this 1209-nucleotide messenger RNA. RefSeq lists its product as uncharacterized. The record is from RefSeq and is a predicted model, not a curated record. The transcript has 5 exons. NCBI's taxonomy places the organism in Eukaryota, Fungi, Ascomycota, Eurotiomycetes, Onygenales, Arthrodermataceae. The coding region runs from base 1 to 1209 and encodes 402 amino acids.
AUGGACAACCAAGCAGGCACUGGCGCAGGCGCAGGCGCAGGUCAAUCUCAGUUCCCCGCGCACGAGAAUCCGCGAGUCUGGCUUCUUUCUUCCGGCGAUUCGGCCAUAGGGAUAUCGCUGACACGCCAGAUACUCGCGCAUGGCGACUAUGUGGUUUGCGGCCGGUCCCCGGUAGACUCUGAGAAACGGAAUCCCAGGCUCGUCGCUUUUGAGAGCUUCCUCGAAGAGCUGGAGAAUGCAGAGGCCGGGAAAGAUACCGGCGGGUGGAAAGAGAGGCUGGCGGUGGUGACCCUUGAUAUCAGGGUGAUGAGCGACUGUCAAGCUGCUAUUGCUGGUGCUAUAGGCAAAUACGGGAGGAUUGAUAUCAUUCUCUGCUGUACCAGCCAAGCUGUCGUUGGAUCUGUCGAGGAGCUUGCAACCUCUGAGCGUGCGAGGAUGCUAUUAAAAGACCAGUUUGAAACAAAUUACUUUGGACCCGUGAACUUAAUCAAAUCGGCUCUCCCGCAGAUGCGACUCCAGAGAUCCGGUCAUCUCAUGGUUCUGGGUGGAAUAACUGGACAUAUUGGUACACCGGGCCUAGGGGUAUACUGCGCUGCAGAAUGGGCAUUAGACGGCUAUUGUGACAGUCUCGCAUACGAGGUGGCACCGUUCAAUAUCCGAAUUACAAUCCUCCAAAGUAGCGUUGAGACCGGAGUACUGUCCAACCUGGUCACCAGCGUGCCACCGCUCGCGGCCUACUCACCAACCCAGAACCAUGCACCCCUUUUCCGAGGAAUUAUGAACAGCGUCCUCUCCCAGCUCCCGGGUGUGAGCGGGUACGGCCGGUCACCGCAUCUCUCUCCGGCAUCACAGGCAUCGACCUCAUCUCCCGGUAGCGUGAAGCAGGAGUCGUCAAAGGAGAGUAACGAGCAUACCUUGCCUCUCUCGUCGCCGAACGGUGUCUCGCUAUAUCCGCCACUUGGGUCAGAGCAUCUAGAAAUGCUAAUGGCAGAAACUAUGCACGCAGUCACCGCGAUUGGAGGCCACGAGAACCCGCCAGCACGGCAUAUCGUUGGUGCAGAAUCUGUGGCGUGCGUCAAGGAAAAGCUAAAGACUGUCAGCGAGGAGCUGGAAGACUUUAUCGAGUGUAGCUGUGCCGUGGAUAUAAAUAGCACAGAGAGCCCAACGAGGGUCACGAACGAGGAGACCGUUGCUCAGGUAGAGGCCUGA